CAGAAGAGACACACGAGUCACAUCAUACAAGUCGGACACUUAGAGAAAGGACCAGGAACCUCUGCGAAUUCAAACCAGAGGACGAGAGGAGCUGACAAGGUGCUACAAAGAAAAAGGGAUUCUGACAUGCACUGGCAGAAAUCACCGAAGGAGAAGCCGUGUUACACUCUUCCCACAGUGAAGAAACUCCUGGAGCAGAAGAGGAAGAGGGAGACCUCCUCGACGGCAACAACCAGUACCGGUGUCUCCACUGCCACUGUCCUCUCCCAACAGGUGUCAACACCAGAGAAGUCUACCUCAACAGGUGUAGCCAGCAGCUACUCAGACAUGGCAGUGGGGUAUGAGAGAUGGGGUCCUAUGGAUGAGCACCAAGCCCUCUCGGCCAUACAUGAAGGUCCAUUCUCCCCUAUGGGGAAUAAUUACUUCUCCAGCCCAUCCUCCUCAAUGGACUACAGCCAAACUCCGGCCUACAGCACUCAGAUAGCCUCCAGCUACAGCACACAGCAGAUGCAGGACUACCCAGACACCAGGAUGCCUCAGCAUUAUACAGAGUGUCCAGUGACCGAGGCUGUGUCUAGUUUGGUUCCUUCUGGGCCACUGCAGACCGCUGUCUUCUCCUGGUCGUCGGGGGCCCUGGGCCCCACAGAGCUUGUCCAGCAGGUGUUUAGUGGCCAGAUGGAUGUCAUUAAGCUGGAGGAAGCCAGGAUGUUCCUCAGAGGGAUGGACUACAGCAGAACCACCUGGCAGGAUGACGACGGAGACACGAUUCUGCACAUCUAUACAGCCAAGGGCCUGAGGGAGUAUGCAUUUGCUGCAGCAGAGAGGCUUGCUGAGCUGGGCAGGCUAGACUCCAAGGAACACAAGGGGAAGUCUGCUUUGCUGGUGGCGGUGACUGCUAACCAUCCUGAAAUCGUCCAGGAUCUGUUGUCUUUAGGAGCGGAUAUAAAUGCCUGUGAUGUCAAAGGUCAAACAGCACUUCAUCUUGCUGCCACCUAUGGCUUCCCCAGGGUUUUGCAGGUUAUUCUCUCUAUUGGGCCUGGAGUGAACCUGGAGGCUCGCAAUUUUGAAGGUCUGACUCCUCUGCACUGUGCAGCCAUCUCCCACAGUGACACCAUGAAGACUCUCUCCUCCCUCUCCUCCACCGGGCUGGGUGAUGCCAGCCUCCAUGCCCUGGCAGAGGAGAAGCUCUCCUGGCUGCAGAUGCUACUUAACACCGGAGCCUCCCUGACCAGCCAGGAAAUCAAAAGUAACAAGACUGUUCUUCACCUGGCUGUGAAGGAGGGGAACAUCCAGCUGGUUCGCCAUCUGCUGAAGACCCCCCUAGACAACAUGAGGGACUUUGUCAACAUGAAGGCCCAUGGUCAUACCGCACUGCACAUGGCUGCUGGUCUCCAUGGCAGCCCACACCAGGAGGAGAUGCUGAGGCUGCUGCUGAGUAGAGGGGCCGACCCCAGCAUCCGCAACCUGGAGAACGACCAGCCUGCACACCUGCUGCAGAGUGGACCCCACGGGGAACAGCUCAAGCUCAUCCUGAAGAAGCGAAGUGCUUCCUGUCGUCGACGUGUAAUGUCCUUACAGGACCAAAAGUGACCCGGACUACUUUUUAUGUCCCUGUGUAUCCCUCCACCUCUUUUCAAAGGAAGUACUGAAGGUCUGCACUGUAGGUUGAAUCUAGACAUCUGUACUUCCAAGAGGGAGGGAUUCUAGCGUAUCUUCAUGUGAGGAUUUUCAAACACGGCAAAUCUCUAAUAUAUACUAGGGCAUUCACUUUGAAACUAUAUGUUUGAUUGACAUGAUUUUGGUCACUAUCUGAAUUCAGUUCUGAAUUUAAUAAUGGCUAGCUAGUGAUGAGCAAUGGUAACAGGUGGUAUUCCAGUCCCCCCUGACAUUACUGUCACUCAGUACAACCUUGAUUUCUAUGAAAUCGUUGACAUUAUAUUCAAGCUGCACAGACUCAUUGUGUGAGUACCCCCCAGCCGGGAAGCCCUCUUUAGAGGUAUAUCUGAGGAGGGUUUCUGGGCUCCCACCCCCACUCAUUCUCUUGUCAAAACUUCCCACCAUGGUUAGAAAUCAUAUUGGUUUGUUGAAAGGUGGUUGUUGUUUCACUAAGCAUGUGACACAGUGUACCAUUGUGCUCAUGCUUUCAAUGUCUUUUAUAACUUAACUUGGUCUUUUCUUUUUAUAUUUGAUAUACUCACAGCGCUCAUUGAAUAGCUAAUAUAUUGUCAGUAUGGAAAAAGUACUCAAAAAUCAUGCUUGAAUAAAAGUAAAGAUACCUUAAUAGAAAAUGACUCAGGUAAAAGUGAGUCACCCAGAAAUAAAAUACUUGAGUAAAAGUAAAUAUACUUAAGUAUCAAAAGUCAAUUGAAUUGCUAACAUUUGUAUUUAUUUAUUUAAAAAAAUGUUUUUACGGAUAGCUGGGGGCACACUACAGCACUCUGACAGUAAUUUACAAACAAAGCAUGUGUGUUUAGUGAGUCCGCCAGAUCAGAGGAAGUAGGGAUGACCAGGGAUGUUCUCUUGAUUAGUACGUGAAUUGGACCAUUUCCCUGUCAAAAUGUUUGGUUGUCAGAAAAAAAGUAUGGAGUAAAGAGUACAUUACUUUCUUUAGGAAUAUAGUGAAGUAGUCAAAAAUAUAAAUAGUAAAGUACAGAUACCCCCCAAAAUGACUUAUGCAGUACUUUAAAGUAUUUUUACUUAAUUAAUUUACACCACUGUAUAUUGUCUCAUUCAUACUAUGACUUAUGGAAAGAACAUUUUAUAUUUAAAGGGAAUAUGUUGAUAUUUGCAACACAUGCUAUAUAAAAUUAGAUAACAUGUCAACAGUGUAUACAAUGUAGUACCAGUAGUAUGUAUUUCUUAAAAGUCAUUAUAGGAGGAGUAUUUCAGUUAUGACUCGUUUCACCUUCAACCAAUCAGGUAUUUUCAAACAUGACUCAUGAUUGAAAAUACCACAACAUAUUUUGUGGUGACAAGAAAACAUCCAUCACUUAUUCCUUUUAUGACUGUUUUUUCUUCUUUUUAAAUCUCCAAUGAGGUAGCAUGCAUGUGCCCUUUGAAAUAUUGCUGUAGUGAAUAUACCACUUCAUCACUGCCAGUGGAGAUAUGACACAACAUUUUCCCAAACUUAUAGAAGAGAUUAUUUUCAAAUGUGAUUUCCCCUAGUUUUGGCACCUGGGCAGUCUUAGUCUAGGAACAUACAGAGAUGUACUUUGUAUGUUCCUCGGUCUAAAUCAUAGGUGACUUAACAUUAGUUAUCCUCCCUCAUGUUAUCAUUUCAAAAUAGUACUAGAGAAUCUGUUGAUUUUGGCUGCUUGGUUCCAUUUGGCUCAAAGUUUCUGGACUAUAUACUACUUAGACCAUUUGUAACAGUGUAAUACUGCUGUUACUUUUCACUGAAUGUAUCCUUCUGAUUUACUGAAUUGCCUGAUUUACUGAACUUAAAGCUGGCAUUAAAUCUGUUC
This is a messenger RNA of Oncorhynchus masou masou (cherry salmon), 3464 nucleotides long. RefSeq names its product NF-kappa-B inhibitor delta-like. NCBI's taxonomy places the organism in Eukaryota, Metazoa, Chordata, Actinopteri, Salmoniformes, Salmonidae. The transcript is spliced from 11 exons. Gene Ontology annotation, molecular function: protein binding. Bases 127 to 1590 code for a protein of 487 amino acids. Gene Ontology annotation, biological process: regulation of gene expression. Gene Ontology annotation, cellular component: nucleus. The record is from RefSeq and is a predicted model, not a curated record.